Molecule: messenger RNA, 4017 nt
Organism: Fundulus heteroclitus (mummichog)
Lineage: Eukaryota; Metazoa; Chordata; Actinopteri; Cyprinodontiformes; Fundulidae
Exons: 1
Coding region: 1-4017 (1338 amino acids)
Biological process (GO): DNA integration
Molecular function (GO): zinc ion binding; nucleic acid binding
Source: RefSeq, a predicted model, not a curated record
AUGUCGACGGUCGGGACGCUCAGUGAGUAUGUGGAGGCUGACGGGGAUUGGGUGGAAUAUGUCGAGAGACUGCAGCACUUUUUCGUGGCAAAUGACAUAAAUGACCAGUCAAAACAACGGUCAGUUCUUCUUAGUGUAUGCGGCGCCAAGACCUACAAACUGAUCCGUAACCUGGCGUCACCACGGAAACCGGGAGAGUUAAGCUUCCAGGACAUAGUUAAGCUAGUGCAAGACCACCAUAACCCCAAGCCAUCAGUGAUUGUUCAACGUUUUAAAUUCCACACGCAUUCACGCAAGCAGGGAGUGUCAGUGCCUGCAUUUGUGGCAGAACUCAGAGCUUUAUCAGAGCACUGUGAGUUUGGAGAUGUCCUGAAUGACAUGUUACGCGACAGAUUGGUCUGUGGAAUUAAUGAUGACAGUAUUCAACGUCGGUUGUUGAGUGAAGCCAAGCUCACUUACAAAAAAGCGCUGGAGAUCGCCCAGGCAAUGGAAACCGCAACAAAUAACACUAAAGAUAUUCAACAGGCAAGAGGUGGAGCUCCACAAUCUGACACUGUGCAUCACGUAACCAAAGAAAAGAAGGGUAAGCAGCAAAAGUCCGUGGAGUGCUACCGUUGUGGGGGCCCACACCUUGCAAGUGACUGUGGUUUCAAAGACUCUGUGUGUCACAACUGUCAGAAGAGGGGUCACGUUGCCAAAGUGUGCAGGGGCAAAAACAAAAAAAAGACGGAUUGGGGUGGAAAGCAAAACAUGUCUACACAUCACCUGCAAGAAGAGGAGGAGCCUCAAGAAGAGGAAGAGUCUUCUUAUAACAUGUUCAAUCUUCAUGCAAUCAGCCAGCCCAGGGCAGAGCCCAUCUACGCUACAGUGAAGGUGAAUGGUGCUGAUCUGAAAAUGGAAGUGGACACUGGGGCUUCAGUGUCUGUGCUGAGUAAAAACACAUAUCACCAACUUUGGCAAGCAACAAAAGCACCUGUUUUAAAAAAGUCGGACAUAAAACUGAGAACAUACACGGGUGAGUGCAUUUCAAUCAUUGGAGCAAUUGAGGUUGACAUUGAUUAUGAAGGACAGAAAGCGGCAGUGAAGCUGUUAGUGGUCAAGGGGGAGGGGCCUAGUCUGCUGGAUCGUGAUAUCCUGCAGAAAAUCCGCUUACAGUGGGGACACAUCUGGGGAGAAGUGAAGCACAUGACAGCAGUGCAAGACAUAAUUGCCAAGUACUCAGAUGUUUUCAAGGAUGAGCUGGGCACCCUUCGUGGCACCACAGUGAAAUUGUCCGUGGACCCCAAGGCUCAGCCUCGGUUUUACAAACCACGUCCAGUGCCAUACGCCAUGAGGGUUAAAGUAGAGGCGGAGUUAGAGCGGCUGCAGCAAGCGGGGGUGAUCGAGCCAGUGGAAUUCUCCAACUGGGCCGCGCCCAUAGUACUGGUGAUGAAGGAAGAUGGUGGAGUGCGAAUCUGUGGGGAUUACAAACUGACAAUUAACCAGGCCUCCCAACUCGACACGUACCCUCUACCUAAAGUGGAGGAUUUGUUUGCAAUGUUAGCGGGCGGCCAAACUUUCACCAAGCUGGAUAUGAGUCAUGCGUACCAACAGCUUCUGCUAGAUGAGGAGUCAAAGCAAUAUGUGACUAUUAACACGCAUAAAGGGCUGUUCAAGUACAACCGCCUGGCAUUUGGUGUUGCAUCCAGCCCAGGUAUUUUCCAACGCACGAUGGACAACCUGUUUCAGAACCUACCGCAUGUAGCAGUGUACCUGGAUGACAUUUUGGUCACAGGAAGUACGGAGGAGGAACAUGUGCGGAACCUUGACCAGGUGCUGAGGAGACUGUCUGAGGCGGGACUGCGCCUCAAGCGUAGUAAGUGCGUUUUCCAAGCUCAGAGUGUCACAUACCUGGGCCACCGGAUUUCAGCUCAAGGUCUGUCCCCAGUGGAAGAGAAGGUGCGGGCGAUAAAGGAGGCCCCGAGCCCGAAGAAUGUAGCAGAGCUCAGGUCCUUCCUGGGGUUAGUGAACUAUUAUGGUAAAUUCUUACCUGAUCUCUCCACGGUGCUGGCCCCGCUCUACAAGCUGCUGCACAAAGACAGUUGGUGGAAAUGGCAGCAGGCCCAAGAAGAGGAGUUCCAGCAGGUAAAGAGACUGUUGCAUUCAGACCGACUGCUGGUGCACUUUGACCCUGCUAAGGAGGUCGUCCUGUCUUGCGACGCGUCCCCUUACGGCGUGGGGGCGGUCCUUUCACACCGUCUGGAGGAUAGAACUGAAAAGCCCAUUAGCUAUGUAUCACGCACACUGACCACAGCAGAACAAGGGUACUCACAACUGGAGAAAGAGGGACUGGCAGUAGUAUUCGCUGUGAGACGGUCUCACCAAUACCUGUAUGGUCGGCAGUUUGCAAUUUUCACCGACCACAAGCCCUUGAUGGGGCUGUUCAGUGAGUUAAAAGCCAUUCCUCCCAUGGCAUCUGCAAGAAUCCAGCGGUGGGCACUGACCCUGUCAGCAUACCAAUAUCACAUAGUGUAUAGGGCAGGUAGGGAAAAUGGAAAUGCUGAUGCUUUCAGCCGCUUACCACUCCCCGACACACCGGGCCACACGGUUUUCCCACCAGAGACAGUUUUUCUGAUGGACAGACUGGCAAACACCCCAGUGACUGCAAAGCAGAUCAAAACGUGGACAGAGAGGGAUCCGGUGUUAUCACAAGUAAAGAGGUGGGUGAUGCAGGGCUGGCCAGUGGCAGUCGGAGAGGAGAGAUUCAAGCCGUAUGCCAAGCGCAAGUUAGAACUGAGUGUUCUGGAUGGUUGUAUCCUUUGGGGCUCCAGAGUGAUCGUCCCCCUUCCAGGGCAGGCACAGGUGAUGGAUGCCCUGCACGAUGCCCACCCGGGUGUUUCUCGAAUGAAAAACCUGGCCAGGUCAUUUGUGUGGUGGCCUGGGAUGGACAGUGCUUUAGAAGAGAGGGUCAAGAAAUGUUCACAAUGCCAAAGCAACCAGAAGUUGCCGGCGGUGGCCCCACUGCACCCGUGGCAGUGGCCAGGCCGGGCUUGGUCCAGGCUCCACCUGGAUUUUGCAGGUCCGUUUAUGGGCCAGACCUUCCUAGUGCUGGUGGAUGCGCAUUCAAAAUGGCUUGAUGCACACAUCAUGUCAAAGAUGACAGCAGCCAUCACCGCUGACAAGCUCAGAAGCAUCUUUGCCAUACACGGCUUACCAGACACCGUGGUGACAGACAAUGGUCCCACUUUCACUAGUGAAGUUUUCAAGGAGUUUAUGGAGAAAAAUGGGAUCAGACAUGUCUGCUCUGCUCCCUAUCACCCCGCUUCAAAUGGACUAGCUGAGCGAGCUGUGGAAACACUGAAAGAUGGAUUGAGGAAAAUGACAGGAAAUUCUCUAGAAACCAAGCUCUCUCGUUUACUUUUCCAGUACCGGAUCACUCCACACACCACGACAGGAGUAUCUCCCGCAGAGAUGCUUUUGGGGAGGAGGCCAAAGUCACACCUUGAUCUCCUUCAUCCUGACAUAGCAGAGAGAGUGAUCCGGGGGCAGGACACACAAAGGAUAAGGUGGGAUCAGCACGCAAAAGACAGGCUCUUUCGGCCAGGUGACCAUGUGUAUGUUAAGAACUUUGCUACGGGUCUGCCCUGGCUGCCAGGAGUUAUUCAACACCAGACAGGACCGGUGUCCUUUGUUGUGGAUUUGUUGGACGGCAGGCAGGUGCGUAGGCACCAGGAUCACCUACGUGAUCGCUAUGAUGAAGGAGGGGAGGGGCGUCAACUAGGAGAACCCAGGAAUAGGGCAUUCAGCCCCGCAGGCUCAGCUGAGGUGCCCCAGGCACCAGAAGAAGAUCAAGGCACAUCUGAAGAACCAGCAGCUCCGGACACUCCGCUGGCCAAAUCAGCAGGCCCGGGCACGGCGGUGGCCCAAUCAGCAGGCCCGGGCACGCAGGUGGCCCCCAGGCCAACCCAGCUUGAGGGAGCACCAGAACCGAGGAGAUCAACAAGGCCACAUAGGCCUCCCGAAAGACUGAACUGGUAA